AUGGAGGAGAACAAGCAUAUACCGAAGUACAUUCGCGACAAGCCUUGGUAUGUUGAGAGCGGCGAUGACGACGCGGACUACCUCGGGCACCACCGGCGCGAGCCCGGCGAGGGCGCUCAGGACUUCUCGGUGGCUCAGCAGGGUUCGGUAAUAAGUGACCGUUUUGUGGCGGGCAGCGCGCCGCGGGCGGGGCGCGGACGCGGGCGGUGCACGAACUGCGGCGCCAAUCAUGACCGGCGCGACUGCCUGCUCCGGCCGCGCAAACAGGCGCGGGGCGAUGGUGGCGAGCGCGCGUUUCAGGUCCGGGACGAGAAUGCGCUGAGCUUUGAGGCCAAGCGGGACCGAUGGUACGGGUUCGAGGGGCCGGUGGCGCCGGCAGUGGCGGCCGCGGCGGCGGAGCCGCCGGCAGCGGCAGAGGACGCGGCGGCAGCAGUGGAACGGUACAAGUUGGGACUGGACGCGCGGGCGGCGCGGGCGGGCGUGGGGGCGCCUGCGAUCCGGCCGCGGCAUGACCGCGCGCGGUACCUCGACGACGUGCGCGGCGAGGAGACGCGGUACGAUCCGAAGAGCCGUGUGUACCGCGGCGAUGGCGCGGCGGGCGAGGCGCCGGCGGCGCCGGACAGGGCCGGCCGGGACGGCAGCACGGUGGAUCACGUGAUCAGUGCGAACCCGACGCGGCUGGAGCUUGGGCGGCAGACGCCCGAGCGCGGUGCGCGGCAGCCGGAGGGCCAGGCGCAGAGCGCGGCGGCGCGCGCGAGCUUGCUGCAGCGCUACGGCAACAGCGCGCGCAGCCGCCGCUGA
This is a messenger RNA of Eremothecium gossypii ATCC 10895, 801 nucleotides long. It is a transcript of the gene SLU7, whose product is annotated as mRNA splicing protein SLU7. The record is from RefSeq and is marked provisional. NCBI's taxonomy places the organism in Eukaryota, Fungi, Ascomycota, Saccharomycetes, Saccharomycetales, Saccharomycetaceae. The coding region runs from base 1 to 801 and encodes 266 amino acids. Gene Ontology annotation, cellular component: spliceosomal complex. Gene Ontology annotation, biological process: mRNA splicing, via spliceosome. The transcript has a single exon. Gene Ontology annotation, molecular function: pre-mRNA 3'-splice site binding.